Molecule: messenger RNA, 3914 nt
Organism: Paramacrobiotus metropolitanus
Lineage: Eukaryota; Metazoa; Tardigrada; Eutardigrada; Parachela; Macrobiotidae
Product: ubiquitin conjugation factor E4 A-like
Exons: 5
Coding region: 284-3277 (997 amino acids)
Biological process (GO): protein polyubiquitination
Cellular component (GO): nucleus; cytoplasm; ubiquitin ligase complex
Molecular function (GO): ubiquitin-ubiquitin ligase activity
Source: RefSeq, a predicted model, not a curated record
UUACUUUACCUUAUUUUUAUCUUCAUAAUUUUGAUAACUAAGUAAAUUUUGACAAUUUUGCGAAUGAUAUCUGUGAUUUGCAGUUUUCGGUAACUGAGCGCUACUGAAUCCCUUUUAAAUUUACUUGUAUUCUUCUCUUCUCAGUGUAAACCGUGCAGGCAAACGGAGAGUUACGACGUAAGACGGUAAGACUGUGGACACGGAUGCUCUGCUUCAGCCUUGCUCCCGGGUUUCUCUCAUAAGAUUCCAGGUGUGAAUUCUUCAGAGAGCGGAAUAAAACGAAAUGGAAGUACCACACGUGACGGAUUCGGAGCUCCACGUGAACAGUGUAAUCCAGAGUGUUUUCCUCAUUGCUCUGGAUUCGCGAUACCUCGGACAGGGCAGUCCCGAAGUGGUCGUUCAGCUGCGCAGCUCCAUGGACCAAAAGCCGAUCUUAGAUCUGGAAAAUGUGACACAUGCAUUUUUCGAACGACUUUUGAUGUCGGCAGGAGAUCUGCUGCAUAAUCAAGUGAAGAACACCAGUCGACAGCCGAAGCUGUGUUUUGGCAGGCCUGAUCAGGCGGAUGUGAUCGAGUAUCUGGGCGAAUGUUUCAUCCGACUGACGGCGGAACGGACCAUUCCCGCCCACGCUGGCCUCCAGGAUCUGUUCCAGCGACUGGAAGAGUUGAUCUUCCAGAAUCUGCGUUUGGGAUUUCAGGAGCCGCAGCUGUUUGAACAACAGAAUCUGCCUAAACAAUUCUACGAAUUUUUUGUCAAUCGCAUUGAUCAGUUUGGAGAGCAGAUUUCGGCGUUCGCUCACCAGUUUCUGAACACAACGCCGGAUUUUGAUGCGGUGAGUGCGGGAAAGUCAAUUCUUGAUGUGGCGCUGGAGCGGUCCAAUCCCCUCCAGCUAAUGAAUCUGGACAGUAGCCUCGCAGGCAUUCUCCAUCUAAUGACAGUCUUCUCCGCGAAUCCCAACACCGCAAAGAUUUUGAUGCUGCACAGCACCCCGCCGAAUCAUCGUGAUGCCAUGGGAUGUGAGUUAUCGCUACUCGGACGAAUUAUCCGUAUUUCUUGUCUGCCCGAGCACAAUGACGCGCCGUGCCAGUUCUUUCAGAAUCCCAUGAAGCUCAGCCAUUCGGAAAUUGCUAACACGAAUGGAUACAUCUGGUCUAAUACGGUGCGCAUAGCGGAGGCUGUGUUUAAGAUUAUGAAUAAUGUUGUCCGUCAGUCAGCGGAACUGCGAGAAAUGCUCCUGCACUGGAUUGCGGAUACGUUAAGCGCCAAUUUUGGCCGCGCAAAAAUGUGGCAGCCGUCGCUGCAGUUCCAGAUCCGUCUGGCGUCUGAUGGAUUUAUUCUGAAUUUAUCCGCUAUUCUGUUGCGUCUCUGCCGACCAUUUGUUAAUCCGCCGAAGAAUGGGAAAAUUUUAAAAAUCCAUCAUUUGUUCACGGCUUCGGGGGCAUAUUUGCGCAAAUUGCCAGAAGAAACCACGCUGCAACCAAAAGAGAAUACUCCGCCUUAUGAAUUGCCCAAGGAGUUUAAUUUUAUCACUUCGUGCUUUUUUCUCACCCACGAAUCAUUGAGACUCGGUUGGGCUUUAUUAUGGGAUCGUUUUACCAAAUAUAGCCGGAUGGUGCAUGAUUUGGAAGGGCACUUGGAAGAAGCACGCCGAGUGGACAAUGGAGCGGCUGUCGCGCAGAUCGAGCGCCGGUUGGGAACACUCGCCACCCGGCAUCUGACCAUUCUUGCCUCGUUAACCCUCCCCGAGCACAUGGAACUGAUGAUCGAGUUUGCUGUUUGCACGUCGACAUGGUUGGCGCAGAUGGCAGUGCAACCCGAAAACGUUCCUUUCAGUGCUACUCCGACCAGUUAUUAUCCUCUGUUCCCGUUUCCAGUUAAAGUUCCGCCCCAUUUACAGUUCGUCCCCGAAUUUUUAGUGGAAAAUGUAUCCGAAGUGCUGAAUUGCUACGUUCGCCUGUUGUCAAGGGAAAUGCAGGUGGAUUGGAAGUUUGAGUGGAUGGAAGAGUUGAUGAGUUUGGCAAUCGUUUACAUGUCCGGCCAUGAACGCAUGCGAAACCCUCAUCUUCGCGCUAAAAUGGCAAUGCUCAUGCACAAUCUCAUGCCUCAUAAACGGUUUGCUGACACAUAUCAAGAACGGAAUGUGUCGAAAAUGGUUGAACUGAUGGAUGUGAUGAAAGAAAGAUUGUUCCGCGAUCACGAAUACAAACCAGAGUUUUUCCCUGCUGUUAUGAAUGUUUUCGUCAGUAUUGAAAUGACUGGAUCAAAUUUACGUUUUGGAGAAGCUUUUCACUACCGAAGACCAUUAUAUGCGAUUAUGGAAUAUUUAUUCACAUUGGACUACCAUAAGAGAAGAGUCGAAGAAGUGGCAGGGGAAGCUGUUGGAAAGCUAGAAGCGACCAAUCCACCGACUUUCCUUCGGUUUCUGAAUUUGCUUAUCAACGAUGCGACAUUUAUGUUGGACGAAGCUUUGAAUUACAUGUCCAAGCUGAAGAUUUUAGAGGGUGAACGUGAAUCAUGGGCCGCUCUGCCGGAUGAACAGCGUCAGGAAAAGGAGCGUGAUUUUGAGCACCAGGGAGAUAUUGCUCGUUCUUACAAUGUUCUGGCUCGCGAAACAAUUCAGUGCCUCAAAAGCUUGACAAAUUUUAAAAAUCCUUCGCGAAUCCUUCUGAACGCUGUUAUGGUGGAUCGCUUAUCUUCUAUGCUGAACUAUUUCCUUCGUUUGCUGGUUGGACCGGAGAAACGACAGCAGUACCGCGUACAGGAUCUGAGUGCGUACAUGUUUGAACCAAAAGAUCUGGUGGCCAAAAUUUGUCGGAUCUACAGUAAUUUGGGCCGGCAUGACGCCCGCAAAGAUUUUCUUUUGGCAAUCUGUAAAGAUAAACGGUCAUACAAUCCGGAGCUCUUUCCCUUUGCCUGUGAUAUUCUGCGGCGUAUCAAUGAACCGGAGGUGUUCAUUGAUAGUCUGUGCCAGCUGGCUGAAGAUGUGAAGCAAGCGGAAGCUGCAGAGAACGAAGAAGACGAAUUGUUAAUGGAUGAGGAUGUGCCGGAUGAAUAUCUGGAUCCCAUAAUGUCACAUUUGAUGCGGGAACCGGUUCUGCUUCCCACUUCCGGGAAGAUUGUGGAUCGCUCGACCAUCGCCCGGCACUUGUUAUCCGAUCAGUCGGAUCCAUUUAAUCGGGGUUACCUUACGAUGGAUCAAGUCAAACCGGCUGACGAUCUGCGAGCAGAAAUUGAAGCGUGGAUAAAGCGUAGACGGGAAACGAAAUUAGCCAAGUGAUGGAAGGGCUUUUAAUUUUUCGACCAUGGAAUAAGCAGUUUUAAAUAGACUGAGGAUAAGGACAGGAAUUUUUGUUGUUCUGUGUUUUUGGUGCCUAUGCGGUGUAUGUAGCCAUAAGGCUACCUGGUACUGGUAAUUUUAGCUCUUUUUAUAUAAUUUUCUAAGCACAGAGACGAAAGUAGGAUUACGGAUUCGCUAUAAUAUAGACCCUGGUGAAGUUAUUUGUAAUUAAUAAUUUCGAUGAUAAAUGAUAAUAUCUCGUUUCAGUGUCGUUGCAAACACGUUAGUUCAAUUAAUGUGCAGAGAUGACCAGUGCAUCAUUGCAUGUAUGUCAUUAACCAUAUGCAAAGCGUUUAUAAUUAAGACUGAAUGUGAAAUAUGAGCAAAAACGUUAUGUCAUGCUUUUAGAGCUCAGCGCAAAAUAGCCACAACUUUCAAAUGGUAACGUCAAAUGAAAAGAAGUAUUCCAAGUACGCGGCGCAAUGUUCCUAAUACUAUUCAAUACUCGUACUAAUCACUAAAAAAAUAGAAGCGAAUUUCUUCAUUAACCCCACAAGUCCCCACUGAAUAAUGACCAUAAAUAUUUACAGGCUAUAUAACAAUCACAAUUUUGCCCUUGGAACCGGAACCAUGGUCG